UUACCUUUUCCUAUUAUAAUUAUUGUGUCGUCAUGAAGUUCUUUUUACCCAUGUAGCUCAUCGUGCGGUUUGUUCAUGAUAAACUACAUGGAAUAUUGGACAGGAACAGAGCUAUCUGACAGUCUAACUCAGGAUGAUAUGAAAAACUUUAGACUAAAAUUAAUUGCCAUUUUGUGGGACUCAGAACUAAAUACAAGGAAAGGCUGCCUAGAUUCUGAGCAUGAUAACAGUGAGAGAGGGAGUUCUGAUGAAAUUGAAAUUAUAGAUAGGCCUGCCAAAAUAUGCAAAAGGAACAAAUCAGAUGUACUUUACACUAGCAGCACGACGAUGAACGAAGAGGAGCUAAUAGCCAUGCUUCAAAACUAUAUCAAGUCAAUGACUGAUGCUAAUACUUUGGAGAUUUUUAGGCAGAAAUUAGCUUUCAUCUUGCAAGAGACGAAAGCACGUGCUCUUUCCAUUCGUAGCAUACCGCUGGGAGAACAAGAGUUAAGGGAUGAAAUUUGGGAAUAUGUCAUGUCAAUUGAUCAUGAUGAGGCUUUAAAGAAAGAAUGGGUGCUAAGCCCCAAGCCUUACCCGAUUGCCUUAACUCUCAAGAAAAUUCAAGAAACAUUAAAGAAGGAUAAAUCGAUGGAUCCAGAUUGUUUCAACCUAGCUGUACGGCACCUCGCUUGCCAAGAACUGCAUAUGUUGAAAGCAACGAACAAAAUUGUGUCGAAGCACUACAUGGACUUAAAGUUUUGCGAUGCUUGUGCUUUUUCACGAGGUCUUAUGUAUCGUGUUAAGGUCGAUGCUCAACAGCUAGCGAAACUGGUUCUUAGCUGGCCUUGGAGGAAGUAUGAUGUCUCAAAGUGCAGAUUGGUUCAUAUUCCAUGCUUUAAUUUCUUAACCGCCAAGUUCAUAUUGUACGGGCUAGACCUGAAGAAUAGAGUUGUCUCUAUAUAUGACCCGGCUCCUAUAGAUCCUGGGUUCAAGCAACAUCCACUACGAAAGUAUACACCAAAAAUUCAGCGUCUUUCAAGUGUCCUAAAUAUGGUCAUGAACGUUGCAUGCACGGGGUGGAAUGAGAAUGUUUAUCUAUUGGAUCAUGUUAUCCCAAAUGGCGUCCAAGUAAACACAAAUAGUGAAAUGUCUGGUUAUUAUGUGCUACUUUUCAUGAGUGCAUGGGAUGGUGAAAGGAUUCAGACACUAUUUUGCAUGGAUGCUUAUGAACUAAGGAAGCGCUUCUUGGUACAUCUAUUGACAUACAAGGAAAAUCAAUAUGAGCACAACAUACCUGAAGUUCUAUGAUAUUAUCUUAGACGCUACAUUAGCCUCACAAAUGGAAAAGCAUGAAUUGUUAUAGCAUUCUCUAUCUAGGUGAUUAUUAGAAAAUUGUAUCAAAAGUUUAAGACAUUUGGAAUGUUGGAUACACUUUUUUUCCACUAUCUUUAA
Messenger RNA from Panicum hallii, 1431 nucleotides. RefSeq lists its product as uncharacterized. The coding region runs from base 76 to 1287 and encodes 403 amino acids. NCBI's taxonomy places the organism in Eukaryota, Viridiplantae, Streptophyta, Magnoliopsida, Poales, Poaceae. The transcript is spliced from 8 exons. The record is from RefSeq and is a predicted model, not a curated record.